AAAUGAUUUACGAUUCCAGCUUUUGAGGAUUUGACUCUUUAGCGAUGCUUAACAUGGGUUAUAUUGGAGCUUGCUAGAAAUUAUACAAAAAUAAAAUGGCAACAGAUGCAGUUCAGAUUGGAAGAAUGGAUCCCAACGACAAACUCGGCAAUGAUUUGCACACAGCUGCAAAACAUGGCAAUAGAAAGAGAUUGAAGAAAAUUUUAGCCACAGGCAUUUCAGUUGAUUAUCCAAACAGUCUUGGACAAACAGCCCUCUUUUGUGCUUGCUAUGAAAAUCAGGAAGGAACAGUUGAUGUCUUGCUUAGCAAUGGAGCAAAUCCAAAUGAGAAAAGUAAUAGUGGGGCAACCCCUGUGCAUGUCGCAGCUCUUUGUGGAAAUUUGGAAAUCCUCUCAAAACUACUGUCUCAUAAUGGAGAUCUCCGACUACAUGAUAAAGAUGGUCGCACAACAAAAGACUGGGCAUUAAUGCAGCCUAACCACAAAAAGAGACUGAGAAUGAUUGAGUUUUUAGAAAAAACAAGGUUGUUUGCAUUGACAAAAUCUGGCCAUGAUUUUCGGGAUACAACACACAACGAACAUGGAAAUAGCAGAGUCAUUGCCCGCAUUAGAAAUAACCCAGUGGUAAGAAUGUUUAAUGAAAGAAUCAGAGGCCAGUCUAGUGUGAAUCUUGAUGAUCUGAAAAGUUCUGCUAGUCUCGGAUAUGGAAAGGUUUACCUUGAUCAUGAUACUUGUGGUGGUUUCGUGAGUACCAUUCCUCUAGUAAGUGACAAUGUGUUGAUACAUGAUGCAGAUGGAACAACCUAUGACAAUGGACCAAAUAUAGUGAUGCAGAGCAUGCUUUGGAAACACACAAAAGUUACUGCAAAGAGAUUACAUAGAGAUGUGGAAGCUGGAACAGAGGUUGACUUGUUGAUCAAAGAAGCUGACUAUAUGGGAAAAUUAAGACAUCCCAAUCUGCUGCUGUUGAUGGGUAUCUGUCAGACCAACAACCUGGAUGGUAUUGUUUUGGUGUUUGAAAGUGUAGCUUAUGGUUCCCUGUAUUACCACUUACACCAAAAGGUAGAAAAAAUGCACUCUAACCAGAUACUUGAUGUGUGUAGACAGAUUUGCAAUGCUUUGUUGUUUUUACAUGAACAAAACUUGAUCCACUGUUUUGUUACAUCACAUGCCAUCAAUAUCAUAAAUCCACACCAAGCUAAGCUUGGCAACUUUGAAUACAUGAUGGAACGUGAUCGUUGUGAAAUGGGAAAAACAAGUGCGGUUUCAUCUAAUCAUUCUGAUGAUGUGGCAUACAACUGGAUGGCACCAGAAAUAAUAAAUGAAAGUUCACCAAGUUUUGCAUCUGACAUGUACAGCUACUGCUGUGUACUCUGGGAAAUGAUCAAGUGUGAAAUUCCAUGGCAGAAAUGUAGUGCUGAAAAAAUCAGAAAAAAAGUUUUACGUGAAGAAGAAUCCUUACCAGUAGACAUGAGCCGUAUUCCAGAGAAGUACCAUGGUAUAUUGCACCAUGGCCUGCAAAGAGAUCCCAUGCACAGAGUGCUGGACUUUUGUAAUGUGCAACAGAUCCUUCAGAUGUCUGAUCAGGAAAUAGAAAAAUAUUUGAAGAUGGUUUAUCAAAAAGAAAAGGUAAACGAAAUCCAGAAAAAAUCAAAUAGAAAAAGGCAUAAACAAGUGAGACAUCCCCAGGAAACAGCUUCAUCAGAUUCAGUCAAUGAAACAGUAUUACGCAAGGAGAUGGCACAGUAUGAUGAGUUUAACAAUAAAUCUAAAGGGAAAAGAAAAGCAAAGUGGUCUAAAGCAGCCAAUGGAAUGCAAGAUAACUGCAACCAGAAUGGGUACAAGCAUGGAUAUGACCAUAACAUGAGAUUUGUUGAUGAAAUGAACUUUACUCAUAAAAAUGUGAGUUGGAAACUGCAGGAGGAGCAAGAGGGAGAUAAGUAUUACUACACUGUAGGAGUCAAAGGUUCUCCACCACCCAGAAGUCCUCAAACAUCUCUCAAAGAUUAUCGAAAGCAGAUCUCAGAUAGUGAAAGUGAACUUCAAAGUGACAGUCAAUUAAAGCAAGAUGUGGAGCAACAUGAAGUGCAGUCAUUGGCUAGGAAGUACAGUUAUCUUAAGGCUCAGGAAAAGUGCAGCCCCCCUAAGGGACAGUGUAUGGUUAAACCUGCUAGCCACUGUACUGCUGGGAAUAUUGAUAAACCCAUAGAAAAACAGCUGACUACUGCAGGCAGUAUCUAUGCACUCUACAACUCUCACUAUGGGGAGGAAGAAUAUAAGAGUCCAAAAGCAAUCAACAUAGAUGACAACAGAAGAAACCCAUACUCAACAAUGCCAAGGAAAAGGAAAAGAAUGGGGGCUACGCCUGACAUGAGACCAAGAGAGGAAUAUUGUCCAGGAAGAGGGAGUGUGAGAAAUUUAGUGGAACUAUUUCAAACACAACAGAAUGAACACAGCUUCCAGCAAGCAGUUCUGUGUGGACGUGCCAAAGAGUUCAAAGAGUCUUCUCAGCUGAAGUCACCAGUACAUCCUAGAAAGAUUGAUUUUUAUAAUGCCGAAGAAAAAGAGAAGAAUACAAAAUCACCAAGUCCAUCCAAGAAAGCUGGCAGUAUUCCAUCAGCUCCACCCUUAUACCCCAAUAUUGAAGACACUGUGACAGCUUGCAGUAGCUUAACAACAGUAUCUUCUUCAGGGAGUCAGGAAAAUAAUGUGAAGGAAAGUAGUAGUUUGGAGUCUGCUUUAUUGGACAGAUGGGUGUCACGGAGUUUACAGAAAUGUCAGAACUCGCUUACAGAUGAAAUCUUCAAUGAACUGGCCAAUAAAGCAGAAGAUGAAUUGAAGGAAGAGUCUGGAAAAACUAAAAAGCAUCACAAGAAAAAGAAAAAUAAGUCUGCAAAAAAAAAUAAGAAAAAUGAGAGGUGUGAUAUUGAAGAGUUCUACUUUGAUGAUGAUCUGAGGAACAAAAAUAUUCAAGAGGAAAGUCACAUGAGAUUGCAGAAACCAUUCUUACCUGGCAAACUAAAGCAGUAUGACAAUAAUAUAAGAAGUUCUUUUCAUGACAUUCCCUCCAAUCUUAAUGAGCCAGAUCCUAUAGAGAGGAACAACAGAAAGAUGGAGCUCCCUGGUUCUUCACCUGGACCGUGUCCUAGAUAUGUACCAGCUACAUCAGUGUUACAGUAUGAGAAGAUCAAGAAUGAUUGUGAGAAAAGAGGGGCUUUCCAGAGCACAGUAAUGAUACAGAGCAGUUCCAGAGAUCCAGAUUCACAUGUAGUGACACAUACACUCACAGAUCUUGUCGAUGGAACCACAAGUACUCUGUAUGGGAAAACACUACAAGCUUCAAAAGUUGUAACAACACACUAUGCUCAAUAAUCAAAUCAUGCAAGCAGCCAUUACUAUUCUGGAUAUAUUAUUGUAUGGCAUAUGGUAAAAAUAUUUUUGUCUCUACUGCAGUUGAUUAAAAUGAAAUAAUUUGAUGGAGUUUUUUUUCUAACAGUAAUUUAUACAUGAACAAGCUUAAUCAGAUGUUAUUUGAUAUUUGUUAA
Saccostrea echinata is the source of this 3544-nucleotide messenger RNA. RefSeq lists its product as uncharacterized. Lineage: Eukaryota; Metazoa; Mollusca; Bivalvia; Ostreida; Ostreidae. Gene Ontology annotation, cellular component: midbody; intercellular bridge; kinetochore. The transcript has 24 exons. Gene Ontology annotation, biological process: mitotic sister chromatid separation; attachment of spindle microtubules to kinetochore; protein phosphorylation. Bases 96 to 3371 code for a protein of 1091 amino acids. Gene Ontology annotation, molecular function: protein kinase activity; protein binding; ATP binding. The record is from RefSeq and is a predicted model, not a curated record.